UUGCUAUUGGUAGCGAAGAGCAGAUAAAAAAUCUUAAAUUACAACGUGGCUUUCGCCCUUUACACGCCGACAUGUUUAGCAGUAUUGCCAUAGACGCUACACGAGAGCCACUCUAUCCAAGUCUUCUCAUACCACCCGAAGAUAUUAAUGCAGCAAUUAAAGGAGCAAACACACCAAAAAGUAUUCGGCGUACAGUAAAUUUGAUGGAAAUGUUGCAAGAAGCUUUGGAACAAACGCAAUCGUCACCGCAAACGUCUGCGGCGUCUUCAAUGUUAUCACUACCGACGCCAAAUUCAAUGUCGUCAGCGGCGACUACCCCGCAACAGCAACAAGUGCAGCCCAAAGUGUGUUUACAGGAACGCACUUUCCAAUUUGAGUUGUAUAUUGAUUGUGCGGCAUCAUUGCCGCUAAAUCCUUCCGCUAAGGGUAAGGGUGGAAAGAAUGCUGCUAAGCGUUCAGCAUCCAAGCGUUUUCCAGCAGGCGAGCCACCAACCACAUACGUUACAUUCCAAGCAGAUGAGUGUUCGGGCAGUAGCGGACCUUAUAAGUCGCAUGAGGGGAACGUUUAUGCCACAGAUGUUGUUGAGCGCAGUACGCAUCCGCGUUUCACGCAACGCUUUUUGGUCACUGUGGGCGCUGAAUAUUUAGAAAAUCCUAAGCAAAAUUUCAUUCUGAAGCUAUGGAAAAAGGCAAAUGUACCGCCGACUGGCAAUGGCAGUAGUGGCUCCGGUACGACUGCACGUUUGGUACCCAAGCCAAUUGACGAUGCCAUCAUAGGUUUUACUGCACUAGACUUGGGCGUUUUUUUGCGUGGCAUGCAUAUUGGUGGCACUUUCAAUGUGAUCGAUUUUAAUGGACGCAUAAAUGGACAGUUGCAGUUGAGUGCCAAGCCAAUGGAAGGGUGGUAUGUUAAGUUUCUCGCACAACGUAUAUAUAAACAUCCACAGCCGCAAAAGGAAACACAACCUAGACCAGAUCUACAGUUUAUUAACCCUGCUUCUGUUUCUGCUCCUGCUAAAAACGCACAAUGCGCUGUUGGCGCUUCCAUUGACAAUGUCAUUGAACAAUUUGGAAACUCACUCGAUCUCACACACUUAAAUCUUAGUCAAGCCGUUAAGCAUAAAUUUAAUGAGCUGGAGGGUAUUUCCAAGCGCUUGCGCACACGUCUUAGCAGCGUGGCUGGUGAGCCAUUGCCGGAGCAGUUCGAUGCGGCCGGUUUGAAUGAUUGGCGACCGUUGUGUGAUGUGAUUGGAGAAGAGUUACCAAUGGAUAUUGAAUUAAAUGAAUUUGAGCGCGACAUUAAUUUACCACCGUUGGAUGAUGUGACUGAAAUGGUAAAUGCAAAUGAAGUGAAUGAAUUCGAGCGUGAUAUUAAUAAAUCCGCUAAUGCGGCAGGUGAUGAUGACCCCAAGGGCGUAGACGAUAAUGAACUCGAAGAGGCCGUUGAUGAUAAUAAGGGUGAUAAAAAAGAAAAUUUGAUCUCAAAGACGGCGCCCGGUGUAGCCGAUCCCAUUGUUGAAUAGUGGCGACAUAAACGCCGGAAAAUAACUAAGUCAGCAGCAGCAACAGCAGCGAUGAAAAUAAGAAAUACUAUUACAAUUAAACUUAUGCAACACACAUGCCAGUCUAUAGCACUCUUAGCAUCACAAAUAACAUUUUUAGCACCAUUACUACUAACCCCACAACAACCACCGACCGUGAAGGCAUCACCCCCAAUCCAGCUCAUCAUUAAAACGCUCCUUGCAUUUUCAAUAAAGGCUCAAUAGUACUUAAAUAAAUUUAUGCAUCGUAAUAAUAAGUAAAGCGCAACUUUUGCCAAUUUUUAUUAAUAAUAUUACUAAAUGUGUACGCGUAUGAUAAUAUAUAGUGGCUAUUGCAACUACUAUAUUUAUGGAAGUUUUAAACGACCUGCGAUUCUUAAUAGCUAAGCAAAAUUGUUAUUACUUUCUCCCCUCCUUGUCUUUAUAAAUAAUGUAUUUCACCCAAUUAGCAUUAAUUAUUUACUUUAUGAAAUAUACAUACAUAAAAAUGUAGUUACCGUAUAUACAUACAUACAUACAUACAUACAUAGGUUUAAGUAUUGAGUUAUAUAUUAAAUUUCGAGAGAAAAGAAACCACGUAUUUAUAAAUGAAGUAUUUAGUUGCACUAAAUUAUUUUUAUUAUUAUUACUAUUACUAUAUGUACAAUGUAAUCAUUGAAAAUUCCAAAAGAGUAGUUAUGCAAGGCAUUCGAUUAUCAAUUAAAAAUCGUGAAAGUGGAAUAAAAAACGAAAAUUCUUAUCCAAGCCCAGAAACAGAAUGUUUGUGUAUAAACUAGAAAUGAAAAUCAAAAUAAAUUCAAUAAA
Molecule: messenger RNA, 2345 nt
Organism: Rhagoletis zephyria (snowberry fruit fly)
Lineage: Eukaryota; Metazoa; Arthropoda; Insecta; Diptera; Tephritidae
Biological process (GO): protein localization to centrosome; cilium assembly; centriole elongation
Cellular component (GO): microtubule organizing center; centriolar satellite; centriole
Source: RefSeq, a predicted model, not a curated record